Messenger RNA from Penicillium lagena, 1620 nucleotides. Its product is annotated as glycoside hydrolase family 43 protein. Bases 1 to 1620 code for a protein of 539 amino acids. Gene Ontology annotation, biological process: carbohydrate metabolic process. Gene Ontology annotation, molecular function: hydrolase activity, hydrolyzing O-glycosyl compounds. NCBI's taxonomy places the organism in Eukaryota, Fungi, Ascomycota, Eurotiomycetes, Eurotiales, Aspergillaceae. The transcript has 4 exons. The record is from RefSeq and is a predicted model, not a curated record.
AUGGCUCUUGCGAAUCCGAUUCUGCCUGGAUUCAAUCCAGACCCCUCGAUCACUCGUGUUGAUAACGACUUCUUUCUUGUUACUUCCAGCUUUGAAUACCUUCCAGGACUGCCCAUAUACCAUAGCAAAGAUUUGGUUCAAUGGAAGCUCAUCGGCCAUGCCUUGACUAAGAGGAGUCAAAUCCACAUCGCAGCCCCUGAGCCAGGAGGAGGUGUUUGGGCACCAACCUUGAGAUAUCACGAUAAUGUGUUUUACUUGGCCACGUCCAAGUUCGACCGAUUCCGUCCCCAACAAAACGAGCGGGUAUUUCCACGAGGUUUCUAUAUUAAGACAACGAACAUAUGGGACUCGUCAUCUUGGUCAGAUCCUGUGUACUUUGAUGUGGUCGGACUCGAUCAAGAUCUCUUUUGGGAAGACGAUGGAAGUGUAUACCUGUCUACCACUCACGUAAAGGUCAAUCGAUCACCUGACGCAGACAUAUCACAACUCGACUUUGCCAUCCACACCUGCAAGAUAGAUUUAGAGACCGGCAACUCGAUCUCCAAAUCAGUGAUGAUUCGCGAAUCCCCAUCUGGGAUUGCCGAAGGCUCCCAUAUUUAUCGACGCGGAGGGUAUCAUUACCUUCUCACAGCAGAGGGCGGCACUGGCUUUAGGCACUCUGUGUGGGUGUUCCGGAGCGAGAAUGGCGUUCUGGGGCCUUGGACACCUUGCCCUAAUAACCCUCUGCUGAGCACCUCUACCAGUCACGAGGUACAGAACACUGGCCAUGCAGACUUUGUCGAGGAUGCGAAUGGACAAUGGUGGGCCGUGUUUCUUGGAGUGCGGCCGAUUCGAAAGAGCGACGGCGUUUGGCAAGAUUCCGUUUUUGGGCGUGAGACAUUCCUUGUCCAGGUGCAAUGGAUUGAUGAGUGGCCGAUGAUCAACCAUGGACAGAAAAUUUACCUCGGCCCAGAGCCGGAACCUCUCACCCGUGUUCUCUGGAAAGAUGAAUUUGCCGAGCCUUCUUUGAAUUUGGGAUGGUACAGAAAAAAUACAACGGAUAAGACCGACUAUUCUAUUAUGAACAAUCCAAGUCGUCUUCGCCUGCAUGGUGGGCCUUAUAACCUUUCCGUCCCGGCUAGCCCGACCUUGCUUCUGCGCAAGCAGACACACAGGUUCUGUGUCUGGGAGACCAAGCUCUCGUUUCACCCAACAGCUGAACAUGAAGAAGCGGGAUCAGUGGUUUGGUGGAAUUAUCUCACUUACAGCAGUAUUGGAAUCCGCAAAGUGGAUUAUGGCAACAACGGAGAUGCCACAGCCAAAGCGAGAAUUAUCCGCUUCAGAUCAGCAGACUGCGAGGUUGUCGAACGCAAGCUCCAUAGUUUUGACUCAGAUGUUGUUCUAUUGAUCAGAUGCGGUGACUCUAGAUAUGAAUUCGGGUUCAAGGAGCUUGGUAAAUCUGAGAAUGAGAUGUUAGAACCUCAGUGGUUGGGGGGAGUGAGUAAUGAGACCAUGACAAGACCGCCACCUAUUGGGCUGGCUUUCUCGGGUAUGUUGCUGGGAUUGUAUGCCUUCGCUGAGUUUCGGAAGUGCACAGAGCCAGCCGAUUUCCACUAUGCGGAAUUUAGAUUGCGCGAUUAA